This is a messenger RNA of Arachis ipaensis, 3543 nucleotides long. NCBI's taxonomy places the organism in Eukaryota, Viridiplantae, Streptophyta, Magnoliopsida, Fabales, Fabaceae. The record is from RefSeq and is a predicted model, not a curated record.
AUGACGCAGCUGAUGUGUCAUAUCUCGUUUACACUUGUUUCAACCUUGAGGCUUGAGCUAUUUUGUGUUGAAAGAUGCGACUUGGUUAUUGUUGCUGGUGGUGUGAGUGAAAGACUAGCUUCAGGGUUGUUAGAACCGUUUCUUUCACAUCUAAAGAGUGCAAAAGAUCAGAUUUCAAAAGCUGGCUAUUCCAUCACUCUGCGUCCUCCAUCUUCUCCCAAUGCUCCAUGGUUCACCAAAGCCACCCUCCAAAGGUUUGUUAGAUUUGUAAGCACUCCAGAAGUUCUAGAGAGGAUUGUGACGAUAGAAAAGGAGAUUGUGCAGAUCGAAAAUCAGUCAAUUGAGAAGACAAAUUUAGUGUUAGAAGAAGAAGGGCGCAUCAAAAAGUCAACUGCGAAUCAAGAGGGAAAUGAAGAAAAUUCCAGGGUUCGCCUUCGACGUGUUUUAGAUAAUCGUAAAGCCAUGCUUUGCAAAGAGCAAGCAAUGGCCUAUGCCCGUGCUUUAGUAGGAGGGUACUAUCCAGAGUCUUUAGAUGAUCUUAUAUGUUUCGCCGAUGCUUUCGGAGCUUCACGUUUAAGGGAAGCAUGCAUCAAUUUCUUAGAUCUAUGCAAACAAAAGAAUGAAGACAAGCUCUGGAUGGAUGAGAUAGCAGCAAUGCAAGUGUCGUCUCAACCGGUAUUGCCAUACCUGAGAACAGCCGGAAUCAUACUCGCCGGCGAAGAUGAUGCUAGCAGUAAACUGAAUGGUUUAGGUGAUGCUGCUAUCUCUGAGUCAACCCCAAGUCAUGCAAGUUUUGACAUGAAUCAAGAUAAUGGCAUGCCAACACCACCAAUGUCAUGGCCAAACCAUGUUCCCCAUUACAUUCACAAUUUUCAGGGUCAUGGAUUUCAACAUUUGCCACCACCAUACCAAGGGUACCUCUAUCCUGGUAUGCAGGUUCCCUCUUCAUACUAUCCAGCCAGUAUGCAAUGGCCUCCGAAUUCGGAAGACUCAAUGGAUUAUAAUAAACCAUCCUUUAAGAAGAAGAAGAAGAAGAAGAAACACUCUCAGGAAGAUGCAUCUACUUUGUCCAGUGACUCAAGUUAUGAGAGUGAUUCAGAUGAACAUUCAAGGCAAGGCAAAAAGAAGCAUGGAAAGAGGUCAUCAAGGAAAGUCGUUAUUCGCAAUAUAAACUAUAUAACCUCUAAAGGAGAUGGCGAAAAAGGUAGUGUCACCGAGGGGAGUUCCUCGAACAAUGAAGAUUUUAUCAAUGGAGAUUCCCUGAAACAUCAAGUAGAGGAAGCUGUGGAGUCACUAGAGAGAAAGCACAAGUCAAGCUCCCAACAGCAUAAGAAACAACAAAAUGGUUCAGCUGGCAUUGAUUCGAAUGGCACGAAGGGAAAUGACAACUGGGAUGCUUUCCAGAAUCUUCUCUGGAGAGAUGAUGAGCCUAGUCCUGAUACAGAACAACAAAAUGUAAAGCUUGAGGAGGAAGUUAUUGUGAAUAAGAGUUUCAAAGAUGAUUCAUUUAUUUUAUCAUCAAAGGAAUUGGACAAUGAGAGUCAAAAUUACAACGAAUACUUUAAGGAGGGGACGAAUGCAUCUUCCUUGAUGAAGAAAAAGGUUAACACAGAUGAGAAGUUUUUGUUUUCUCAGAGAAAUGGAGAAUCAGGUCAAUAUUCUGUGUCAACUAUUUCAGGCUGCGGCCCGGAACCUACCGUGGCAAAACGCCAGCAAGAUGAUUGGUUCAUUGUGAAUAAGUCUGAUAAACCAGAAAAUGAGAAUGAACACAAAACUUUCAGCAUGUUGAAUGGUGUUUCCAAUCCUGAGAAAAACAGAAGAGACACUUUGGCUGAUGACUCAUUCAUGAUUCAAGCUCGGUCAUCGGAUAACCAAUCGAAUUCUCAAUCAGCAGCAGACUUAAGUUUGGUUUCAGACAUUGUUGGUGCUGCUGAAUUCUCCAACAGCACACAAGAACAUUCUCACAAUAAGACUGAAACUUUGAAUUCCCAAGAGCCAGAUGAUCUCUUCAUGGUUCUUGAUCGUGACUCGGCCUUAGAGCACAGCGCAGCAGCACCACCUUGGAGUGCUGAAAUGGAUUAUCAAAACAACAUAUCAUCAAAUGAAGUGAACAAAAAGCUAGCCAACGCCGAAACAGAGAAAAAGAAGUCGUCGAAUGGCGAGAGGACUAAUACUAAAGCUCCCGGAGCAAGGAAUGGAAAAGUUUCAGGUAAAGCAGCAAAGGAUAGGCCAGUAAAUGGACUUAAUGGAAGGAGCAAAUCAGAUAUCAGCUCGAAAACCAGAGCAUCCCCUGGAAGCAGAAUGACAGCUAAGGAAGAAGAAAGUAGAAAGCGAAAGGAGGAGCUACUGAUUCAACGGCAGAAAAGAAUUGCAGAAAGAAGUGCUUCUAAGAAGACUACUUCAAUAGACACCAAGAUUACUUCCAAGAACAAGCCAAAGAUUCAUCCAUCCAAUGAAGAGACUAAGAAAUCACAAAAGCCUGUCCUUCGAAACUCCACAAUCGAGCGCCUCGCAAUUGCGCGUGUAGUAAGUCAGAAAGUUUCAAAAGCAGUUCCUACCAAGAAACCAUCCUUGAAGGCAAAUGCAGUUCCUUUGGAAAAGAAGAAACAAGGUGUGAAAGAGGUGAAAUCUUCAAAGAAGAAAGAGGAUGUGAAGAAAUCAAAUGAGGAAAGAGAGCAUGCCUUAGAAGUUGUGUUGCCAAUGAACUCUGCCAAUUUCGAGAAAAAGGCCAAGAAUUUGAUCUCAGAAAGAGAGCACGUGCAGGAAAAUGUUGGCCAACUUCACAUGGAGGCGUCAAGAGGUAAAGACUUGUCAAGCAAGUUAUCUUCGCUUGCAGCCGAUAAACCUCAGCAGAUCGCCGAGGCAAUCAUGAAUCCUAGCGCAGCAUCGCCAAUGAAGCCGCCGCCAGCUGUUUCUGCCGUGAGUUCAAAGGUCAGUCUAGAGAUAGAUGAAAUCAAUGCUGCUGUCUCUAUUCAAGUCCCUAAGAAACAAAAUGCUACCCCUCCUCCUCCACUUAGUGAUCAAGUGACGUCGGAACCAGUUCACUCUAGGAAGAAAUGGAACAAUGAUGAGGACUCUUCCAAAGCUGCGAAAGGAUUCCGGAAGCUUCUCUUCUUUGGAAGAAGGAGCUAAGCAGCCUAGUUGACAACACUCAUGAAUCCUCUUUAUCCAUGGUUUUGGUAAUUCAAUGUUUUUGCAUUUCCCAUUCUUUAGCUUAGUAGAAAGUGUUUGACACAACAUUUUGUUUUGUUUUUUGGGUUUUGAACACAUACAUUCAUGUUUCAUGUGGAAGAUUGUAGAUAGUUUCUAGCUUUUGCCACACACAGACACAAUAAGGCCAUUGGAUUUGGAGUUUGGUGCCAUGUUAGAGAUCCUUGAUGUAAAUUAUGUGAGUAUGGUAUAGUAAUAUCCUAAGUGAGGAUUGCAAAGUUAAUAAAUUUUUGUGUGUUACAACUCUUAUUAGGAGGGCUUAUCUUUGUUCAUUGAUUUCAUUUGAUGCCAAAAACAUGUUUCCUUGUAUUUUAAAUCAUGAGUGUUUGUGAU